Molecule: messenger RNA, 305 nt
Organism: Dentiscutata erythropus
Lineage: Eukaryota; Fungi; Glomeromycota; Glomeromycetes; Diversisporales; Gigasporaceae
Source: the annotation of a GenBank genome assembly
CUUAUGAAACUGUUCCAAUCGACUAUAAUGAAGACAAUGAAAUUGAUUUGACCAGUAUCUCAAAACCAUUCAUAAAUUACAAUGAAUUAGAUGAAGAUGGACUAUUAAGUAAUAUUUCAAAACUUGAUGAAGGUCACUUUGGAUUCAUAUUAAAAGCUUAUUGGACUAAGACGCAUAGUAAUGUCACUUGUAAGGCAUUAACAAACCUGGCGGACAUAAAUGGCAACUACUACGCUACAUUUAUUCAUGAGUUAACAAUGCAUACUAGAUCAGAUCUUUGUGAAAACAUCGUUCGAUUUUUGUGA